AUGGAAAACAACCACGCCGUCGACCGUGAGGAGGAGCCGCAGGAGGUGCGUCGACAGAUGAGGGAUGCCGAGACCGCCAAUACUGAAGCCUUCGACGCUGGUGCCAUGCAAGCUACUGUUCCUGACUUCAAUGCACUGCCUUUGGAUCCGAAUCAGCUACUAUCGGUUUUGGGACCUAUUGCCGGACAACCGCAAGCGACACCAGUGCCGGCAACAGUUGUGCCCAAUGCAAGCCCGCCUCCAAACAACAACGCAAAUGUACCGACAGUUACCAUUUUUGUGACAGUGACUCCGCCGCCUGCGACCCAGACUGUCGUGAUCAUGGUCCCAACGACAGUAACAGUGACUGCGACUCCAGUAUCACCACCAAGCAAUCCUCCGCCGCCGCCGCCGCCUCUACCGCCAACUCCACCACAGACAACAUCACCACCCCCUCCUCCCCCACCCCCUCCUAUGAGUACGCCUCCGCCGCCGCCGCCGCCGGUAGUUGCACCGCCUCCUCCGCCUCCUGUGAGCGGCAUAACGACUCCCCUAUUGGGAUCAGGCGCAUUGCCGGUGCCGCCCCUGGUUUCGGCUACUUCUGCAAUGUCUUCGGCAUCAGCAUCAGCAUCGAGCACGCCGCAAGGUGCUGCAGGCACUCCUACCGCAGUCGUCUUACUAGGUGUUUUCGGUGGUGUUGCUGGCGUGUCGUUAUUGGCCAUGGGAGCCUUUAUCUAUGGUCUGAUGAGGAGGAGAAAAGUCAAGGCCGAGGCAGAGACUGCUAGUGUUCAGAGCAUGCAGAUCGGAAGGCCAAUGCCGACCUAG
Molecule: messenger RNA, 804 nt
Organism: Colletotrichum spaethianum
Lineage: Eukaryota; Fungi; Ascomycota; Sordariomycetes; Glomerellales; Glomerellaceae
Exons: 3
Coding region: 1-804 (267 amino acids)
Source: RefSeq, a predicted model, not a curated record